This is a messenger RNA of Prorocentrum cordatum, 681 nucleotides long. The record is from the annotation of a GenBank genome assembly. Lineage: Eukaryota; Dinophyceae; Prorocentrales; Prorocentraceae.
AUGGCGAGCGGCGCCGCCGCCCCGGCGCAGGCCGCCCUGGACGAGCCGCAGGCGCAGCGGGCGCCGUGCGCGGGUGACCUGGAGGCCCAGACGGCCAGCAGGCUGGUCGGCGUCGAGGAGCUGCUCCGCAGGGUGAGCUCCCGGCUGGAGGCCUUCGAGGCCAACCUCGCGGGGCUCGGCCCAAGCCUUCGAGGACUGGAAGCGAAGAUUGACGAGAGGUUGGAGUCACUGGAGUGCAAGGUCUUCGGCCGCCUCGACGCCCUCCUCGCGGAGCUGGGCGCCUCGCAUGGCGGCGGCGGCGGCCGUGCCGCGGGCGUCGGGGCGGCCCCCGCCAGGACGCCUAUGCCGACCACCGACCCGAGCGCGGUCGCCGCGGACGGCGCCGUGCCGACGCCCGCGCCGUGCCUCGCGCCGUCGGCGUCGCCCGAGUCGUGGAGCCCGGCGGUGAGCGUGUGCGGCAUGGCGUCCGGCAGGGGUGCGCCCGAGGGCGACGCCUCUCGGGCGGGCGAGGGCGCGUCGGUGGCGACGGUGGCCGCCAUGCUGCCGCCGCACCCGUGCCCGGCGACCUUGGAAUUGGGGUUGCAGAGCCCUGGCGAAGGAGUCGUCGUCGAGAUCGCUGUUUCAUCCUCUCUGCUGACGCCGGCGACGACGAUGGUGAGGCAGAUGGUCCAGGGGCCUUGA